ACAUCACACUCUCUCACUCUCUCUUCAUCCUCCUCUUCGAACUCAAAAAAUCCCCCGCUCUUCCACCACUCCUUAGCAAUGCGCCUCUUCCUGCUGCCCCUCCUCCUCCUCUUCCUCCUCCACCUCCGCCGCGGCCCCGCCGCCGCCGCCGCCGCCCGCCCGACGGAGGUUCAGGCCCUCCUCUCCGUCAGGGCCGCCGUCACCGACGACCCCCAGUCCGCCCUCUCGUCCUGGACCACCGCCUCCGCCUCCGCCACGGCCGCCAACGGCAGCCACUGCUCGUGGCGGGGCGUGACGUGCGACGCCCGCCGCCGCCACGUGACGGCACUCGACCUCUCGUCCCUCAACCUCUCCGGCGCCCUCUCCCCGGGCCUCGCCCACCUCCGCUUCCUCGCCUCCCUCUCCGUCGCCGCCAACCAGCUCUCGGGGCCCGUCCCGCCGCAGAUCUCCGCGCUCGCCGGGCUGCGCUACCUCAACCUCUCCAACAACGUCUUCAACGGCACGUUCCCGCCCCAGCUCGGCCUCCUCAAGAACCUCCGGGUCCUCGACCUCUACAACAACAACAUGACCGGGGACCUCCCCGUCGCCGUCGCCGAGAUGCCGCAGCUCCGUCAUUUGCACCUCGGAGGCAACUACUUCGCCGGGAAGAUACCCCCCGAGUAUGGCCGGUGGGAGUUCCUCGAGUACCUGGCCGUCUCCGGCAACGAGCUCGUCGGCGCCAUCCCGCCGGAGAUCGGGUACCUGACGAGGCUGCGAGAACUCUAUCUCGGUUACUACAACAGCUACGACGGAAGCUUGCCCCCGGAGAUUGGUAAUCUGACUCAGCUCGUCAGGCUGGAUGCGGCUAACUGUGGAUUGUCCGGCGAAAUACCGCCGGAGAUUGUCAAGCUGCAGAACCUCGACACUCUGUUUCUUCAAGUGAAUGGGUUUGCAGGGUCUCUGACUCGUGAGCUGGGCUACUUGAAGAGCCUCAAGUCUCUGGAUUUGUCUAACAACAUGUUCUCUGGAGAGAUUCCCGAGUCCUUCUCUCAGCUGAAGAACCUGACCCUUUUGCAUCUCUUCAGGAACAAGCUUAAUGGUGAGAUUCCUGAGUUCAUUGCUGAUUUGCCCGGGUUGCAGGUUUUGCAGCUAUGGGAGAACAAUUUCACAGGGAGUGUUCCUCAGGAUUUGGGCAAGAAUGGGAAUCUCCAGAUCGUUGAUCUCUCGUCGAAUAAAUUGACGGGUAAUCUCCCUCCUGAUUUGUGUUAUGGUAACCAGCUUCAGACUUUGAUUGCUCUUAGCAACUUCCUGUUCGGCCCCAUUCCUGAGUCUCUUGGGAAAUGCCAGUCCUUGAGGAGGAUCCGAAUGGGAGAUAACUACCUCAACGGAUCGAUCCCGAGAGGGCUAUUCGGGUUGCCGGAGCUGUCCCAAGUUGAGUUUCAGGAUAAUCUCCUUGUUGGAGAGUUUCCUGGGAGCGAUGAUUCGAUAGCUGUGAGUCUUGGUCAGAUUAGUCUCUCGAACAACAAGCUUGGUGGGUCUUUGCCACCGACUAUUGGCAACUUCUCUGGAGUCCAAAAGCUCCUCCUUGAUGGCAAUAACUUCUCGGGACAAAUCCCACCUGAAAUAGGGCGUUUGCAGCAGCUUUCCAAGAUUGAUUUGAGCAGCAACGGGUUCUCCGGUCCAAUCCCGCCCCAAAUCAGCCAAUGCAAGUUGUUAACCUUUGUUGACCUCAGUGGGAAUGUGCUCUCCGGUGAAAUCCCCAACGAAAUCACCGAUAUGAGGAUACUGAACUACUUAAAUUUGUCGAGUAAUCACCUAUCCGGUAGCAUUCCCUCGUCUAUUUCCACCAUGCAGAGCUUAACUUCUGUUGAUUUCUCAUACAACAAUCUGUCUGGUCUAGUUCCGGGUACCGGCCAGUUCAGUUACUUCAACUAUACUUCGUUUCUUGGUAACCCUGAACUGUGCGGACCAUAUCUAGGCCCUUGCAAAGAUGGGGACACAAAUGGAACCCAUCAAACACAUGUCAAAGGGCCACUUUCUGCCUCAGUGAAGCUCCUCCUCGUCAUCGGGUUGCUCGUGUGCUCCAUCAUCUUCGCGAUCGUGGCAAUAAUCAAGGCCAGAUCGCUGAAGAAAGCCAGUGAUGCCAGGGCAUGGAAGUUCAGCGCCUUCCAGAGACUGGACUUCUCUUGCGAAGAUGUCUUGGAUAGCUUGAAGGAGGACAACAUUAUCGGGAAAGGCGGCGCGGGAAUCGUGUACAAAGGCACGAUGCCGAACGGCAAUCAAGUCGCCGUGAAAAGGCUUCCUGCGAUGGGAAGAGGGUCUUCUCAUGAUCACGGAUUCAACGCCGAAAUACAAACUCUGGGAAAAAUCAGGCACAGGCACAUUGUAAGGCUUCUGGGUUUUUGCUCAAACCACGAAACCAAUCUUCUGGUCUAUGAGUACAUGCCUAAUGGGAGUUUGGGUGAGGUUCUUCAUGGCAAGAAAGGAGGCCACUUGAUCUGGAGCUUGAGGUACAAGAUUGCCCUGGAAGCUGCAAAAGGGCUCUGCUAUCUUCACCACGACUGUUCACCUCUGAUUGUUCACAGGGAUGUGAAGUCCAACAACAUCCUGCUUGACUCUGAUUUUGAAGCCCACGUCGCUGACUUUGGCCUUGCCAAGUUCCUUCAAGAUUCGGGCACAUCCGAGUGUAUGUCGGCCAUUGCUGGGUCUUAUGGAUACAUUGCACCAGAAUAUGCAUACACUUUGAAGGUGGAUGAGAAGAGCGAUGUGUAUAGCUUCGGCGUGGUCCUGCUCGAACUAGUCACCGGAAGAAAACCAGUUGGGGAAUUCGGCGACGGGGUCGACAUAGUCCAAUGGGUCCGGAAAAUGACCAACUCAAACAAGGAAGAAGUCCAGUUGAUCCUCGACCCCAGGCUGAGCACCGUCCCACUUCAUGAGGCCAUGCACUUGUUUUAUGUCGCCAUGCUCUGCGUCGAGGAACAGGCUGUCGAGCGCCCGACCAUGCGGGAGGUGGUCCAAAUCCUGACCGAGUUUCCGAAGCCAUGCAAUGUGAAACAGGAAGAAUCCUUAGCGACUCCAAUUGAGUCUCCCGCAAAAGAAGUGAGAGAUGAUCGUCAAUCGCCACCACAGUCGCCGCCACCGCCGCCCGAUCUUUUAAGCAUUUAAUUAACUUUCUUGUUUGUGUGGGAGUUCAUGUUUAUUUAUUUUCUUUAACUGUGGUUUUAAAGGGGGGUUUAAUGUGUCAAAAAUGUUGGAUUAAAGUCCUUUUGUCUUGGUGUACAGUGAGGGGGGUAUCUUGCUAUGAAUCUUGUCCUUUAUCUUGAAGUGUACUUAUGGCCUGCGAUCCUCUGUUUCCGCGUCAUGAAUCAUCAAGCAGGGCUUUGUGA
Messenger RNA from Syzygium oleosum, 3365 nucleotides. RefSeq names its product leucine-rich repeat receptor-like serine/threonine-protein kinase BAM1. Lineage: Eukaryota; Viridiplantae; Streptophyta; Magnoliopsida; Myrtales; Myrtaceae. The transcript is spliced from 2 exons. The coding region runs from base 79 to 3144 and encodes 1021 amino acids. Gene Ontology annotation, molecular function: receptor serine/threonine kinase binding; protein kinase activity; ATP binding. Gene Ontology annotation, biological process: protein phosphorylation. The record is from RefSeq and is a predicted model, not a curated record.